Messenger RNA from Meleagris gallopavo (turkey), 1255 nucleotides. Its product is annotated as P2Y purinoceptor 12. Gene Ontology annotation, biological process: G protein-coupled receptor signaling pathway; blood coagulation. NCBI's taxonomy places the organism in Eukaryota, Metazoa, Chordata, Aves, Galliformes, Phasianidae. Gene Ontology annotation, cellular component: membrane. The record is from RefSeq and is a predicted model, not a curated record. Gene Ontology annotation, molecular function: G protein-coupled purinergic nucleotide receptor activity.
CACCGAUGGUGUCACCCGGGAUCAGCAGCUGUCCUCCCGGCUAAGGAGCCAGACCCUGCACGCCAGCAGCCCCGGCACAGCAGCGGCCCCAGGACCGCAGCAGCUGAGGCCCCCCGGCUCCAGGCGCUCUCAGAGCGCUGCUGCUGCACCAGGAACCGCAGCACCCCAGCGCGGCAGCACGCUAGAAGGAGGGUGGAAAAGACGAAAUGCAAACAGAAGCCACAAGCAACUUCAGCUACUCUAUCAAUGGCAGCAACUGCACCAGUGAUAACAGAAUCAGACAGGUCAUCUUCCCCUUGCUUUACACUCUUCUCUUCCUGGUGGGUCUCACUAUGAAUGGCCUGGCAACGUGGAUCUUCUUCAAAAUAUCAAGUAAAUCAAAUUUCAUCAUCUUCCUCAAGAAUACUGUCAUUUCUGACAUCCUCAUGAUUCUGACUUUUCCAUUUAAAAUCCUCAGCGACGCACAGUUGGUACCGUGGGUGCUGAGAGGAUUUGUGUGCCAGGUCAGCCAGGUCGUAUUUUACUUCACCAUGUACAUCAGCAUCUUGUUUCUCGGGUUGAUAACCAUUGAUCGCUAUCAGAAAGCCACCUCGCCAUUCAGAACGUCAACCACAAGGAGCCUUCUAGGCGCCAAGAUCCUCUCCAUGGCUAUUUGGAUAUUGAUGUUUACUCUUUCAUUACCCAACAUGAUUCUAACAAACAAGAAAACCCCUAAGAAUGUAAAAAAGUGUGCUCUCUUGAAAUCUGAGUUUGGCUUAGUCUGGCAUGAAACCGUAAACUACAUCUGCCAACUUAUCUUCUGGGUUAAUUUAAUGGUCAUAGUUGUAUGCUACAUACUUAUAAGCAAAGAACUGUAUAAGUCCUAUCAGAGGACAAGAUGCACGGGAAGACCAUCCAAAAAAUCUGUAAAUCUGAAGGUUUUUAUCAUAAUCGCAGUGUUCUUUAUUUGUUUUGUGCCAUUCCACUUCACCAGAAUUCCCUACACUUUGAGCCAAACAAGAAAUGUUUUUGACUGUUCCGCAAUGAACACCUUGUUUUACUUAAAGGAGAGCACGCUGUGGCUGACAUCGCUGAACGCUUGCCUAGAUCCAUUCAUUUACUUCUUCCUUUGCAAGUCGUUUCGAAAGUCCUUGCUAGGCAUGCUGUGCAAGGACACCGCGUCGCCAGGACUCGGAGCACAGAUAGCGGGGCAGAAUGAAAGGGACGACACUGAGGACACCCCACUUUAGCACAAAGGACCACCCAACCCUGCCUG